This is a messenger RNA of Oncorhynchus nerka (sockeye salmon), 2919 nucleotides long. RefSeq names its product adenylosuccinate synthetase isozyme 1 B. Gene Ontology annotation, molecular function: adenylosuccinate synthase activity; GTP binding. The record is from RefSeq and is a predicted model, not a curated record. Gene Ontology annotation, cellular component: cytoplasm. Gene Ontology annotation, biological process: IMP metabolic process; 'de novo' AMP biosynthetic process. Bases 124 to 1473 code for a protein of 449 amino acids. The transcript has 13 exons. NCBI's taxonomy places the organism in Eukaryota, Metazoa, Chordata, Actinopteri, Salmoniformes, Salmonidae.
UUCAACAGGCGGAUAACCCGUAUUUGGUUACACCGGACUCAGACUUGAGGGGGUAUUUUUCCCAUCACAUAGGCCUACGGGUUGUCGUUUCUACUGCGCUCGGUGCACUAGUGUAGGCAAAACAUGUCUCACAAAGCUUGUUACACAAACCCAGGAGCAGGGGUUAAGCGACCCCGUAACGACACAGGGAACAAGUUGACAGUUGUACUUGGUGCACAAUGGGGCGAUGAAGGGAAGGGAAAAGUGGUCGACUUGUUGGCGACAGAGUCGGACAUCAUUUGCAGAUGCCAGGGCGGUAACAACGCAGGUCACACGGUGGUGGUGGAUGGGAAGGAAUAUGACUUCCACCUCCUACCCAGCGGGAUCAUCAACUCCAAAGCUCUUUCCGUGAUCGGCAAUGGUGUGGUCAUUCAUCUGCCAGGCUUGUUUGAAGAAGCUGAAAAAAAUGAAAAGAAAGGCCUUAAAGACUGGGAGAAGAGACUGAUAAUCUCAGACAGGGCCCACAUUGUGUUUGACUUCCACCAGGCAGUUGACGGGCUCCAGGAGGUACAGAGACAAGCACAGGAAGGGAAAAAUAUUGGAACCACAAAGAAAGGCAUCGGACCAACCUACUCAAGCAAAGCAUCACGUACGGGGCUGCGUAUCUGUGACCUUCUAGCUGAUUUCAAAGACUUUUCUAUGAGGUUCAAGAACCUUGCCCAGCAGUACCAGGCCAUGUUCCCCACACUGGAGGUAGAUGUUGACGGUCAACUGAAGAAAUUAAAGGAGUAUGCUGAGCGGAUAAGACCCAUGGUGCGAGACGGUGUCUAUUUCAUGUACGAUGCUAUUAAUGGACCCCCUAAGAAGAUUCUGGUGGAGGGAGCGAACGCUGCCCUGCUUGACAUUGACUUUGGAACCUACCCAUUUGUGACAUCAUCAAACUGUACCGUGGGUGGUGUAUGUACCGGACUGGGCAUCCCCCCUCUGAACAUUGGUGAUGUGUAUGGGGUGGUGAAGGCCUACACCACUAGAGUGGGCAUCGGGGCGUUCCCUACAGAACAACUCAAUGAGGUUGGAGAGCUGCUGCAGACGCGGGGCCAUGAGGUGGGCGUGACCACAGGGAGGAAGAGACGCUGUGGUUGGCUGGAUCUGGUCAUCCUGCGUUACGCCAACAUGAUCAACGGCUUCACUGCGUUUGCAUUAACCAAACUUGAUAUCCUUGAUGUGAUGGAUGAAAUCAAAGUGGGAGUGUCUUAUAAGCUCAAUGGCAAAAAGAUUCCCUAUUUCCCAGCUAACAUGGACAUCUUGCAGAAAGUGGAAGUGGAGUACGAGAAACUGCCUGGCUGGAAGAGUGACACCUCAGCCUGUAGGAAGUGGGAAGAUCUGCCUGUCAAAGCCCAGAACUACAUCCGCUUUGUGGAGAUCCACGUUGGCGUACCCAUCAAAUGGGUUGGAGUGGGCAAGGCCAGGGAGUCUAUGAUCCAGAUGUUCUAGGACACAAGACCUUCCUCCAUCCUUCCUCUCUCCAUGAAGGUGAAUUGAGGUGCUAUGGCUUUAUCUGCCCUGGUCAGAUUUCCUCUGUUUUGAAAAUGUUUUUCCUACUAUACGGGGCUGGCGCAGCCACACAAAGUGAGCAAAUAUGAGACUUUGAGACAUGUUCAGAAAAUACUUAUAUUGAUUGUGUCACAGUGGCCCUUCUCUGUUGCAAUUUACAAACCAUGAAAUGAUUUUAGGUGAGUUCAGAUGGACUUGUUUAUGUCCCAAUUCCUUUCUUUGCACUGAUAUAGCAUUUGAGUAUUUUGCAAAAUAUUGCUUUGAUUUGACAUUACUGUCAUGUCAGGUAGCCUACACUGUUUAGACUUGAAUGAACCUUGGCCAGUAUCUGGUGCCUAAUACGUGCAUGCUGAUGUAGAACCACAGCUGAAAAAACUAUUUUGAACAAUGUGUAAUGGCCAGAAUUAUGUAGUCAUGAGUAUAACAUUACAUUUUUUAUUUAACUGGGCACUUCAGUUAAGAACAAAUUCUUAUUUAUAAUGACGGCCUACCAAGAGGCAGGGACGUGGGCUGGGAGAAAUAAAAAGUUGGACGAAACACACAUCACAACAAGAGAGACACCACAACACAUAAAGAUACAUAUAUAGAUAACAAUAAUAAUAAAGAUACAUAAGAUACAAUACAUAAAGAGAGACCUAAGACAACAACACAGUAUGGCAGCAACACAACACAGCAUGGUAGCAACACAACAUGACAACAACACGGUAGCGACACAACAUGGCAGCAGCACAACAUGGUAGCAACACAACAUGACAACAACACGGUAGCGACACAACAUGGCAGCAGCACAACAUGGUAGCAACACAACAUGACAACAACACGGUAGCGACACAACAUGGCAGCAGCACAACAUGGUAGCAACACAACAUGACAACAACACGGUAGCGACACAACAUGGCAGCAGCACAACAUGGUAGCAGCACAAACAUGGUGCAAACAUCGUUGGGCACAGACAACAGCACAAAGGGCCAGAAGGUAGAGACAACAAUACAUCAUGUGAAGCAGCCACAAGUGUCAGUAAGCUUGUCCAUGAUUGAGUCUUCGAAUGUAGAGAUGUUGUGGUCUAGGUGUAAAUGAUGUGUCCUGUAUCAUGUUGUCCACAUUUUGUUGAAAGCGCACAGAGAUCCAUUUUUUUUGCUUCUGUGACACAUUUGAUGAUAUAAAACAAAUGUAUUUUUGUACCAAUCAAAUCUCAGUCCUGAUGUAUUUUUGCACACGUCAAAUUUCAGUUUUCGUAAUAUUAUGUCCCCCAUUGAUACUGUACUAUAACAGCUAAGAUGGCACUGUGAUACCCCAAAAGUUAUCUAGUGCAAUGUUGUUACAAGUAGAAAUCUUUAAGAAGUGGAAAUCUGAUAUGCAAAUAAAUCUGUUAUAUUGCACAAUUGA